Messenger RNA from Aspergillus clavatus NRRL 1, 1329 nucleotides. Its product is annotated as pheromone receptor. Gene Ontology annotation, biological process: G protein-coupled receptor signaling pathway. Lineage: Eukaryota; Fungi; Ascomycota; Eurotiomycetes; Eurotiales; Aspergillaceae. Gene Ontology annotation, cellular component: membrane. Bases 1 to 1329 code for a protein of 442 amino acids. The record is from RefSeq and is a predicted model, not a curated record. The transcript is spliced from 4 exons. Gene Ontology annotation, molecular function: mating-type factor pheromone receptor activity.
AUGGAUUCGCCGACGACAGGACGUUCCACUCAGGCAGCGGCUAUUCCCGUGCUAGCUCUCAUUGCCAUCAUCGUUAGUAUUCCUCCCAUUGUGUUGCACUGGAAGAACCGCAACUUCCCGGCCACGUCUCUUAUUUGCUGGUUCUUGAUCCUCAACGUUUUCAACUUCAUCAAUGCCCUUAUAUGGCAAACGGACGACCUCGAGUCAUGGUGGGAUGGACAAGGCCUGUGUGAUGUGGAAGUUAAAGUCAUGAUCGCUAGCUAUGUUGCCGUUCCGGGGGCGUUGGCGUGUAUCUUCAGGAGCUUGACUUCUGUGCUGGACACCAGACGUGCUAUGCUUGUCCCCUCCAAGAGUCAGCGAUGGCGGAAUCGUAUCAUGGAUUCUCUGUUCUGUGUGAUUAUCCCUGUAAUCGCCAUGAUUACACACAUCGUUUACCAAAAGUCCCGAUACAUGCUCUUUGGUAUCUCAGGAUGUGUCAACAACUUCGAUGAGAGUUGGGUGAGCCUGGUGCUAGCAUUCAUCUGGCCCCCAAUAGUCUGUGUUCUUGCUGCUUACUAUUGCGGCAUGACGCUUUAUCGUCUUCAUAAAUAUCGGAGUCAAUUCGGGGAGAUACUCAGUUCCGCGAACAGCCACCUGAACAAAUCAAGGUUCCUGCGACUGUUCUUUCUUGCAUUCGUCAUGCUCUUGACCAUUCUCCCAAUGCAGGCGUUCGUCCUCUAUCAGAACAUUCUAUUGUCAUUGCCGUGGCACUCUUAUUCAUGGAGUUCCCUCCAUGGACCAGAGUGGAAUACUAUCAUCAAAGUUCCGUCGAAUGGCCAGGCAUUCUUUGACCGCUGGAUUCCAAUCGCUGCGGGCUAUGCGGACGUUUUGCUGCUCUUCGCUCCUCGCCGCACGCAACGGGAUCUAGUGGUGGAGGAUCGACAACGAGCCGUGCAAGGCUACUCUUCUCCAAAUAGUGGCCAUCGUCAAACAUUCGACGACUCUGCGCCUAGUAGAUCAGCCAGCCAGAACUACGCAGAUAUCGAAAAGGGUACCAUCUUCCCACGAAACAACCAAGGCUCAAAAAGGUCAUUCUGGCUCUCACUUCGAUGGACUUUCUUGGGCCGCAGAUUCCAUUCCGCUCGCGAGAGGGCACCCUCGCCUCCCAAGCUGUCUAUCCCAGCGACAACGGUAUCUACGAGCGCCUGGGCCGGCACGAGCCAAAGCCGUGGAAGUGGUGAUUUCUCGAGCACCCCUGUCAAACCUGAUUUUAUUCGUGUCAAGCAAGUCAUUAGCCAAGAGAGUGAGACGAAGCGGGGAGAUUCGAUUGCCGCCCAAAUUAGCAUUUAA